CUGGCUAUGAUAUUUGACAGUGAAAGGAAAAGGAAAGAAGGUGAAAUAACUCAGCAGAUGAUAGGAUAAUUAUUUCUUCAAAAUCAACUACAGUACAUCCAUGAAAUAAGAAAUGUCUGAAUUGGUAGGCAGCUGUCAGCGUUAGUGGGUGAAAUUUGUAACCAUGUCAAAAUCCAAAGAUAAGAAAAAAUAAAACAUUCCUAUUAUCUUUAUGUACCAUUAUCUCAACGUAGGGACAUAGGGAGAGCAAGAGAAAUUUAGAGAGAUAGAGAGAUGGAAGAAAAUAAAGUUGCUGUUACUGGUGGUACUGGGUAUGUAGCAUCAUGGUUAAUCAUGAGGCUUCUUGAUCAUGGUUACUCUGUUCACACCACCAUCAGACCUGAUCCAGAGCAGAAGAGAGAUAUCACCUUCCUGACAAGCCUACCAGGAGCAUCAGAUAAGCUCAAAAUCUUCCAUGCAGAUCUUAGUGAUCCAAACAGUUUUGAUGAUGCUAUUAAAGGAUGUAUUGGUGUCUUUCAUGUGGCUACUCCUACCCCUGGCCAUUAUACUGAAGAACCUGAAGAAGUAGUUACCAGAAAAGCAAUAGAUGGAACAAUAGGGAUCUUAAAGGUAUGCUUGAACUCAAAAACAGUAAAGCGAGUUGUAUACACUUCUAGUACAUCAGCAGUCGAUUUCAAUGACAAGAAUGCACAAGUAAUGGAUGAAAGCUUUUGGAGCGAUGUUGAUUACAUUAAAGCCUUAAAUUCCUUUGCAAGCCCUUAUUGGGUUUCCAAGACGUUGGCUGAGAAAAAAGCUCUCGAAUUUGCAGAAGAACAUGGACUGGAUCUAGUGACUGUAAUCCCUUCUUUUGUUGUUGGUCCCUUCAUCUGUCCUAAUCUCCCUGCAUCAGUGGAGGCGGCAUUAGCUAUGAUUUUUGGUAAGUCGGAUCUGUAUAAUCUGCUGCGAAAUACAUCAAUGGUGCACGUUGAUGACCUCGCAAGGGCACAUAUCUUUCUUUUUGAACAUCCCAAUGCAAAAGGGAGGCAUAUUUGUUCUUCAGACAGGAUAACUAUCGAAGAAAUGUCCAAGUUUCUUUCUGCUAAGUAUCCACAGUUCCCAAUACCAACAGUAGAUUCUUUGAAGGAUAUUGAAGGAUUUCAAGGCCCUGCCCUGUCGUCCAAAAAACUCUUAGAUUAUGGUUUCAAAUUCAUGUAUGGACUUGAUGAAAUGUUUGAUGGAGCAAUUCAGUGCUGCAAAGAGAAGGGUCACAUCUAGUUUCUGCCAUUGCCUAAUAAGCCUAAGCCUAUGUAAUAGUUUCUUCUGAACAUUAUUUGAAAAACAAUAUUAUGUAGCUGUGUAAUGUUUCCAUAUUUAAAACUAGAACUGUUGCCAUUUGCUUA
Molecule: messenger RNA, 1379 nt
Organism: Ricinus communis (castor bean)
Lineage: Eukaryota; Viridiplantae; Streptophyta; Magnoliopsida; Malpighiales; Euphorbiaceae
Product: vestitone reductase
Exons: 4
Coding region: 274-1254 (326 amino acids)
Molecular function (GO): oxidoreductase activity, acting on the CH-OH group of donors, NAD or NADP as acceptor
Source: RefSeq, a predicted model, not a curated record